AUGUCAAUUACAAACGAGUCCAUCUGGGCUCCUAGCCCCUCCACCACUCGUGGGCAACCCACCCAGCUCUCCUCAGACCCCAAGGGUGAGCGACUAGCCUAUGCUUCCAAUAAAUCCAUCUUUCUGCGAUCGAUCGACGACCCCGCAGUAGCCCGUCAAUACACAGAACACAAGGCCCAGACCACCGUCGCUCGGUUCUCUCCCUCUGGAUUCUAUGUUGCAAGUGGUGAUGCCUCCGGCACAGUGAGAGUAUGGGAUUGCGUUGGAGACGGUAUCACUAAGGGCGAGUACAACAUCGUCAGUGGUCGAAUCAACGAUCUGGCCUGGGAUGGUGAUUCGCAGCGGAUCGCCGCCGUAGGUGACGGCAAGCAGCGAUACGGCCACUUUAUUACCUGGGAUAGUGGAAAUACCGUCGGAGAAAUCUAUGGUCACACGCAACAGAUCAACUCCGUCUCAAUCAGGCAGCAGAGGCCUCUGCGUGCAGCGGCUGCAGGUGAUGACAAAAAGCUGGUCUUCUAUCAUGGAGCGCCCUUCAAGUUUAAUAUGGGAGUUGGAGAUAAGCACUCCAAUUACAUCUAUGGGGUCGGCUUCAGCCCUGAUGGCUCGAACUUGGCCACUGUGGGCGGAGACCGCAAGAUCUGGCUGUACGAUGGCAAGACUGGGGAGACCAAGGGCCAGAUUGGCGAGGGAGAGCACAAGGGUAGUAUUUUUGGUCUCUCUUGGAGCAAGGAUUCCCGGAAGUUCGUCACUGCCAGUGCUGAUCGGACGGUCAAGAUCUGGGAUGUGGAAGCGGGCAAGUCUACCCAGAGCUGGACUCUUGGAGAGGAGGGCGCAAUGGCUGUUCGUGACCAGCAAGUUGGCGUUGUCUGGCCUCCUGGACGAAGCGACAACCUGCUUAUCAGUUUGUCUCUCAGUGGAGACUUGAAUUACUUGGUCGAGGGAACUCCUGAGCUCCGACAGGUGAUCUCAGGCCACCAGAAGAGUAUCACAUCCCUGAACCAGACGACCUUGGAUAACAAGGAGACUCUGUGGACCGGCAGCUUCGAUGGACGGGUCUGCAGCUGGGACGUGUCUUCGGGCACAGCGGCAGAGAUUGAGGGUGAAAGCCACCCCGGCUACGUUGCUGGUCUCACUCCCACACCAGAGGGCUCUGGGCGAAUCUACAGUGUCGGCUGGGACGACACCAUUCGCUCCAUCGAUGUUGCCGCGAAGACCUACACUGGUAGCGCCUCCAAGCUGACUGGACAGCCGAAGGGUGUCGCCGCUGGCGAUUCCACUGUCUUGGUUGGUACCGCAGAGGCUGUUGAGAUCUUCCAAGAUGGCAAGAAGUCCGGCGAAUACAAACCUAAGUUUCCUGUCACUACCGUGGCCGCUCAUGGAGCUGUUGCUGCCGUUGGAGGCGAAGAUGGAUCUGUCGAGAUCUGCAAGGUCUCGAAUUCUAGCCUCUCAGGCCAGACUGAUAUCAAGGCCUCCCGCAACCAAAUCUCCAUUCUUGCAUUCUCCCCUGAUGCCUCGCUUCUCGCAGUGGGAGACCUGCGAGGCCGCGUUCUGGUCUACAAGGUUGCAGAUGGCAGCCUAGUCACUGACCGGUGGACCGCACACACCGCUCGGAUCACAUCACUUGCCUGGAACCAGGCUGGAUCGCAUCUGGUCAGUGGCUCGUUGGACACCAAUAUCUUUGUGUGGAGCUUGGCCAACCAGGGUGACUGGAUUGAGCUGAAGAACGCUCAUAAGGAGGGUGUCAACGGCGUGACCUGGGUCGAGGGAAGCUCGAAGAUCGCCUCGGCUGGUGCUGAUGCCGCGGUGAAGGUCUGGAAAGUUGAGGGACUGAAAUGA
Penicillium pulvis is the source of this 1836-nucleotide messenger RNA. RefSeq names its product WD40 repeat domain-containing protein. The transcript is spliced from 3 exons. NCBI's taxonomy places the organism in Eukaryota, Fungi, Ascomycota, Eurotiomycetes, Eurotiales, Aspergillaceae. Gene Ontology annotation, molecular function: actin filament binding. Gene Ontology annotation, biological process: actin filament depolymerization; positive regulation of actin filament depolymerization. Gene Ontology annotation, cellular component: cortical actin cytoskeleton. The record is from RefSeq and is a predicted model, not a curated record. Bases 1 to 1836 code for a protein of 611 amino acids.